AAAGGGAAGGGGAAAAAAAAAUUAACUGCAUAAGGAUGGAUUUUGGUUUGAACGUACGUAUUGAUUAUUCUCAGUAUAUUUGCACCACUGUAAGAAAAUAAACGACUUGUAAUAGCAAUUCUGUUCUCCACGCCUAUGGUAUUCUUCUCUAGGGCCAAAAAUUCAAGUUUGAACAGACUCAGAUCCUUCCCUGUCACUGUUUCUUGGUUCUUACUUCUUCCCACACCAGAAACCGAAAAUCUCUACCCAACCGCUCCUCCUCCACCUCUCAGGCUCAGCCUCUCAUCACCAUCUUCCUGGUGCUUUUAUUCUUCCAUUUUUAAAUGAAAUGGCGGAGCACCAAAGACUCCCCCAAGAACAGGGGUUUCUAUCUUAAGAUGAAGCUCCUCCAUAAACAUACCAGACCUCCUCCCGAAAAAAGCUGCUUCUUCAGAUAUUACAAAUGGUUUCUCUGGCUCUCCUUAUCUCUCUAUUUCUUCUCGUCCUGUUUCAUCACCAAUAAUAAUCCCCCCACCGACUCUGACUCUACCCACAAAUCUCAAUCCACCCUUCCGUCUAGCCCUCUUAUCGAAUCCAUCAACAUCACAGCUCUAAACCCGUCAGCGGUUCUAAAAGAUUUGAAGAUAUUCGUCUACGAUUUGCCUCCGAGAUACAACUCCGACUGGCUCUCAAACAAGAGGUGCAGCAAUCAUUUGUUUGCGUCCGAGGUAGCCAUUCACAGAGCGUUGUUGACGAGCGAGGUUCGGACGUUUGACCCCUACGAAGCUGACUUCUUCUUCGUUCCCGUCUACGUGUCAUGCAACUUCAGCACCGUUAAUGGGUUUCCGGCGAUUGGGCACGCGCGCUCCCUCAUCUCCUCCGCCAUCCAACUCAUCUCCUCUCAAUACCCCUUCUGGAACCGGACCCAAGGAUCGGACCACGUCUUUGUCGCUUCCCACGACUUCGGCUCUUGUUUCCACACCUUGGAGGACGUCGCAAUUGCAGACGGGGUACCAGAGUUCUUGAAGAGGUCGAUCAUUUUGCAGACCUUUGGUGUUGAGUACAAGCACCCAUGUCAGGACGUUGAUAAUGUAGUGAUUCCCCCGUACGUGUCGCCGCAGAGUCUGAGGAAUACGUUGGAGAAAGAACCGGGGAACCGGCGGCGAGACAUUUGGGUGUUCUUCAGGGGCAAAAUGGAGCUCUAUCCUAAGAAUGUCAGCGGACGAUAUUACAGCAAGAAAGUACGGACGGAGAUAUGGCGGAAAUUCAACGGUGAUAGGAGGUUUUACCUGCAGAGGCAGAGGUUCGAGGGUUAUCAAUUGGAAAUCGCUCGUUCGGUUUUCUGUCUGUGCCCGCUGGGAUGGGCGCCGUGGAGUCCGAGGCUGGUGGAAUCGGUGGAGCUGGGGUGCGUGCCGGUGAUAAUAGCGGACGGCAUCCGGUUGCCGUUCCCGAGGGCGGUGAAAUGGGAGGAGAUAUCGGUGAGGGUGGCGGAGAAGGAUGUGGGGAAGGUGGGAAGGAUCCUGGAGGAGGUGGCGGCGACGAACCUGAGCAGCAUACAGAGGAACCUGUGGAAGGCAGGGAGGAGGAAGGCCUUACUUUUCAACGAUGAGGUGGAAGAAGGAGACGCCACGUGGCAAGUGCUGGAGGCGUUGAGUCAGAAGCUGCACAAGAGUUACAGGAGAGUUAAAAACCAGUGGGGUGCUGACACGUGAGGGGUCGGAAUAUAGGAAGACAAAUGAAAAUGAUGGAGCGAACGCGCGAAUCAUGAGGGGACGGGGGAAUUCGGAAAUAUUAGAGUAAGAGGGCGGUGCCAGCCUGGAUAUGCGAGCCGUCUCUGCAGUUUAAGCCCACGGCUGAAUAGUGGUUGAUGAAGCAAUAAGGAAUUAAAAUAUCCAAUGAAUAGAAUAAUGGAAGACAGGUGGGAUUUGAAUGGGAUGGAGGGAGGGUAUGGAAUAUGGUAGUUAGCUGGCGGUGGGACCCACAGUAGUAGAUUACUAUAACCUACGCUGGGUUGGUUUUUCAUACCUUCGGGCCAUGUUCAUGGUGACGGGGAUGGGCUUCUCAUGACGUGGCCGGCAGUCAUUGGAUAACGGUUCGCCCAACUGGACUACUUUUAGAAUCCUCAAUAUGAGUCCAAACAUUUCGAUGUUUCCUGUCGCAAAUCCAUUUCUCUGUAAAUACCAAAGGACCACAGCAUUCUUUCUAUUUUUUUCCUUCGCUGUAUUACUAAUAAUAAUAGUAAUAAAGUCAAACUUUGAGAUGCUAUUAUAA
Neltuma alba is the source of this 2250-nucleotide messenger RNA. Its product is annotated as probable glucuronoxylan glucuronosyltransferase IRX7. The transcript is spliced from 4 exons. Bases 324 to 1691 code for a protein of 455 amino acids. Gene Ontology annotation, molecular function: glycosyltransferase activity. Gene Ontology annotation, biological process: glucuronoxylan biosynthetic process. The record is from RefSeq and is a predicted model, not a curated record. NCBI's taxonomy places the organism in Eukaryota, Viridiplantae, Streptophyta, Magnoliopsida, Fabales, Fabaceae.